UCCGUCAUUCCUCGACCUUCUUCCUCGCUUCAGUAUCUCUCUAUCGUUAGCGAAAGAUUAGUUAAGAAGAAGUGCUGGUAAUGGCAAUGGCGGGACGUGUUAGAUCAAUGGGCCCUCUCAUCCAAAAGGCUCUCUCUUCGUUCCAGAGAUCCGACGCUCAUCACUCCCUUCUCCGUCCUACUCUUUCAAAUUCAGAGCUAUUGAGAAAUUAUGCAACUGCAUCUGCUUCAAAAGAACAAAAUGUUAAGGUGCCUUUGACAAUGUAUGGGGUUUCUGGAAACUAUUCAUCUGCUUUGUACCUUGCUGCAGUAAAAUCUAAUGUAUUGGAGAAAGUUGAAUCAGAGCUUUAUGACUUUGUUGAAGCUUCAAAGAAGAGUCCUACAUUUUCCCAGUUCAUGAAGGACUUGUCUGUACCCAAGGAUGCUAGAGUGAAGGCCGUAAAUGAAAUUUGUGCUCAAGCUAAAUUUGUGGAUGUCACCAAGAACUUUUUGGCUCUUUUGGCUGAAAAUGGGAGGCUGAGGCACAUUGACAGUAUUGCAAAACGAUUUAAAGAGUUGACCAUGGCACACAAGGGAGAAGUCAAAGCCAUUGUGACAACAGUAAUUCCCCUUCCUCCAGAAGAAGAGAAAGAACUGAAAGCGACACUGAGUGAAAUGACUGGGAAUGGGAAGAUGGUUACUUUUGAACAAAAGAUCGAUCCCAGCAUUCUGGGUGGCCUGGUUUUGGAAUUUGAGCGGAAAGUUUUCGACAUGUCAAUAAGGACUAGGGCACGCCAGAUGGAGAGAUUCUUGCGCGAACCUCUCAACUUUUGAGUGCUUGCAAACUUAUCACUAGUUGUUUGUGUGGCAUUUUUGUUUUGAAGAAAGAACAUUCUUUCCUCUAUUCUGGGCUCAUUUGAGCCGAUUGUUCUGCAUUACAAUGUUAUCCUGCAUUGCUUGCAAAUAAGAAAGCUUUCAUUU
Molecule: messenger RNA, 959 nt
Organism: Ipomoea triloba (trilobed morning glory)
Lineage: Eukaryota; Viridiplantae; Streptophyta; Magnoliopsida; Solanales; Convolvulaceae
Product: ATP synthase subunit O, mitochondrial-like
Exons: 6
Coding region: 81-812 (243 amino acids)
Biological process (GO): proton motive force-driven mitochondrial ATP synthesis
Cellular component (GO): membrane
Molecular function (GO): proton-transporting ATP synthase activity, rotational mechanism
Source: RefSeq, a predicted model, not a curated record